This is a messenger RNA of Sander lucioperca (pikeperch), 3014 nucleotides long. RefSeq names its product homeobox protein Hox-A2a. Gene Ontology annotation, biological process: regulation of DNA-templated transcription. Gene Ontology annotation, molecular function: DNA-binding transcription factor activity, RNA polymerase II-specific; DNA binding. Lineage: Eukaryota; Metazoa; Chordata; Actinopteri; Perciformes; Percidae. The record is from RefSeq and is a predicted model, not a curated record. The transcript has 2 exons. The coding region runs from base 1592 to 2680 and encodes 362 amino acids.
UUGUUUGGUAUAUAAGCAACAAACUGAGAGAGGCCUACCACUUCUCUUCUUCCUCUCUCUUACUCACCAAGCCAUACUAUUUUUUGGAAUGAAAAUAUAACAUGUACUGCUUGACGAAAAACAUUCCAAAUGUGGCUUUCACAGAACAUGCUGGAAGGUCCAUAAACCCAAACACUGCAGGGAAGCGCCAUUCAAUAACAAUUCUAUUUACAUAAUAACUCUGCAAAUGGAUUCAUUCUAAAUGGUCGAUUGGAAACGUGAUGGUUUUUGCUUCAUUGCAGUUUCAGGUAGAAAUGAUGCUGGCAAUACAGUGAGAUGCCUUUCUCAGCAUUGUAGCUACUGCCCUCCAAGUAAACCUUGGUUUAGCCUUGAGGUUGUCCACUCUUAACAUAAACAUGAAACCAUUCUAAUUAGUAAGAUCAUAUUUAAAAUCAGGUACCAAUUAUAUCAGCUUUUGGUUAUCGAAAAAUGUGACUAUUACUAAUCCCAAAAGAAAGGGUUUUUGUGUUUAACCUAGUGUUUGUAGGUUUGUGCACGCACAUGGGCGCAGAUGACCUCGUUAUUAAAUCGACCUUUUGUGGAAUAAACGAAAAUCCCAUGUGCGUAUAUAGCAUAUCUAUAGAGGCCACAUAAAUAGAUUAAAAAAAAAAACAUUGUUUGUGAGUGCACAUGCAUACAUGCGUGUGUAUCUUUUUACACGUUUCUAGACCGGAUCUGUAAAUGUUAAACAGCUGUUACGGGAUGAAAUGGUGUGGACGUGCCAUAUUUGUCAGUAUUAACUUAAUGGAUAGGCAUUUUAUUGUAACACAUGUUAAUGGAUGCACUGCAUAUUUCAUUAUUAUGCAUCUUUAAAGAAUCACAUGUACUGAGGAGUCCACACUCACUAAGCAGACUGUGUUGUUAUGGUUUGUUUCUGUCUAGAAGUCUCAAUAUCAGUUUUUGGGGUAUGUUUUUUUUUCACCUCUGAAGCCUGGCUCUUGCCUAUAUAAAAAGCUACUGGAAUGAAGUGUGUGUGUGUGUGUGUGUGUGUGUGUGUGUGUGUGUGUGUGUGUGUGUGUGUGUGUGUGUGUGUGUGUAAGUGUGGUGGGGGCGUUCUCGACUGACAUCCUCAAACAAUACGAGAAAGGAGUGCACGAAUCCGCGCACCCUAGGCUGGGCUCCUUCCCUGUAAUAGUGAGCGUCAGCCAUUCUUAAAAAACACAUUUUGUAGCUUAGUGGACUGGACUGGAAGGGCGAGAGGAGGAUAAACUGAGCGGACAAAUAUGUAAAUAAAAACAGUCGUCCCCCAGCUGAGCGAGGCGUUCUUCAUCAGAGUUUUUGGAUCAAUCAGGCAGACAGUGGCUCCUUUUGAUUAAACCCCAAAUUGUCAUUGGGCAGAGGUAAUCAUGUGACAGGCAAUUCGGUCCAAUUUCAACCUUGUCUCCAUGAAUUCAAUAGUUUAAUAGUAGCUCGGUCCCCAUACGGCCGUAAUCAGUGAUAUAGAAAAAACCACCAGGAGAUUUUUUAAUGAUUUUUUCUUUCUCGUCCUCACUGAGCCGCAACAUUUAUAAAAAUACGCGUGCAAACUUUCCUCGGCUCUCAGGGAGCGGAGAUGAAUUACGAAUUCGAGCGAGAGAGCGGUUUUAUCAAUAGUCAGCCGUCGCUUGCUGAGUGCCUGACAUCUUUCCCCCCUGUCGCUGAUUCAUUUCAAAGUUCAUCAAUCAAGAGCUCGACGCUUUCACGCCCGACACUGAUUCCUCCUCCCUUUGAGCAGACCAUUCCCAGCCUGAAUCCGGGCAGCCAUCCGCGGCACGGCCGGCCCAGACACAGCCCCGACGGAUGCAGCUCGCUGCCCACCGCCUCCUUACCCCCGGAGUACCCCUGGAUGCGGGAGAAGAAAGCCUCCAAAAGGAACCACCUGCCGACCUCCUCCGCUACCACCAUCUCCAAUGGACCUGUGUGCUUUUCUCCAAAAGGCUCGCCUGAGAUUGUUGAGAGUGCUGGGGGAGGAGGGGGCUCCCGUCGGCUAAGGACAGCGUACACCAACACACAGCUGCUGGAGCUGGAGAAGGAGUUCCACUUCAACAAGUAUCUGUGCCGGCCAAGGAGAGUGGAAAUAGCGGCCUUGCUGGACCUGACCGAGAGGCAGGUCAAAGUCUGGUUCCAAAACCGGCGCAUGAAGCACAAGCGACAGACCCAAAGCAAGGAGAACCACAACGGGGAGGGGAAAGGGCCGGGCGCCGAGGACUGCAUCCACAGCGACGAGGAGGACGAGGGCCCCCUGUACGAGCGGAGCGGGGCCCUGCUGGAGAGAGAUACGUGCUCCUUUCAGAACAACUCUCUUAGCUCCACACAGCAGCUCCACAAUGGCGAGUCCAUGAGCUUUGCUGCUGCGCCGCUGAACAGCAAUGACAAAAAUCUGAAACAUUUUCCCAACCCGUCACCCACUGUUCCGGGCUGCAUGUCAACAAUGGGCCCAGGCUCGGCAUCUGGCCCGGACAAUAGCGACAGUCCCCCGGCCCUGGAUGUUUCUAUACACGAUUUUCAAGCUUUCUCUUCGGAUUCCUGCCUACAGCUCUCCGAUGCAGCCUCGCCGAGCUUGUCAGAGUCUCUGGACAGCCCCGUGGACAUUUCUACGGACAGUUUCUAUUUUUUCUCGGAGUCCCUAACCACAAUCGACCUGCAGCAUCUGAACUAUUAACUGAAAUCAAUCACAAUAGCUUUUAUCGGGACAAUAAAGAUCAGGCUACAAUGGUAUUAACUCUGAUGUUAUUUGUAUAUUCGGCACAUUUAUUCUGUUGAUAUUUGACUUGGCGAUUAAUACAAGGUAAGGAUGAAAUGAAAUCACUGAAAUAGCUCUACUCAAACGUGGCUUGGAAUUACCAUAAGGAAUUGAUCUCUUGGAAUGGAAAUUAUGCGUGUAUGUGAAUAAUUAUACAAUAUUAGGCCUAUGGAACCUGGUCAUUUUAUUUUUGUAUAGCUUCCAAUGUCUUGGAUAUUUUUGUUAGAAUACAAUUAACUUGCUACAAUCCUUU